Messenger RNA from Labeo rohita (rohu), 5838 nucleotides. Its product is annotated as zinc finger protein ZFAT-like. The record is from RefSeq and is a predicted model, not a curated record. The transcript is spliced from 16 exons. Gene Ontology annotation, cellular component: nucleus; chromosome. NCBI's taxonomy places the organism in Eukaryota, Metazoa, Chordata, Actinopteri, Cypriniformes, Cyprinidae. Gene Ontology annotation, biological process: regulation of transcription by RNA polymerase II. Gene Ontology annotation, molecular function: chromatin insulator sequence binding. Bases 1798 to 5352 code for a protein of 1184 amino acids.
CUAAAGACAAGCCAGAGACGGAAGGAAACAGGCUCGGAAUGGCGGAGACUAAAGGGUUUUUUGCAGCAAAAAGCCGGAGGAAAUCACAGUAAUAAACUGCGGUUUAAUCGCGUUAUCGCUUGAACGGCGGUGCUUUGUCUAAAUUGAACAGGAUACCCAUAUGUUACGAGGUACUGGUGCGGCGGGAAGGACAGUCCAUGCUAGUUUUGUCUAAAUUGGAGCAAAGCUGUAGAGCAUAGCUACCGUUAGUUAGCCGUGCUGUGUUGUUCCGUUUAAAGACAGAUGACUUUUGCUAACUCUCAGAGCUGUGUUAGACACGAACCAAACGCCUGGAUGGCUCUCGAUCGCUUUUGUGAGGGUGAAAUGCAGUGAAGCUAUAGCUUGACUGCUUGCUUCCUCUUCACCCAACUUGGUAGCUGGUAGCAACCCAGGCUUACUUAGUGCAAGUUCUUCUUAUUAUAUUAACUCUUUUCGCACGGUCGUUUGUGUUUGAGACUGCUUCAAAAAUGACCGAUUUCCUUGUUCCCAAGCAGAGAAACAAGGUUGACCCAAUGUCAGGCUACAAACACGAGUGUUUGUUGUUAUUAUCAUUGUUUGGUUUCGCUCAAACUCGGGUCGCGUACGACUGUUAUUUACGGUGAUGCUCACACAUAGAGACCGCACUUCCAGCUGUUGUUGUUUUAAAUUAAUAACUUGCGUUAAAGAUGAUAAAAAAUAACUUAUACGCAAACAUGGUAUGCGAUUGUUCGCAUUAAAUAUCUGUGAUUAGACCGUGACACUGUUCAUAUCUGCAAGGUCUUCAUCCUCAUCGCGGUCCCUUUGUCAUUGACGUGAGGACCUUUAACUUUCAACUCGGCUUCUGCUGUAUUUUCACUCCUCGUGUGGACUGUAGGGGGCGGCAAACUCACCACAAACAUUUCCAUGGUAGACUUAAGAAAAGAAUUAUGUUUGACAUUCAUUGUCGUUUUCAUAUGCUGGUUGUUCAUGCCUGUAAACAUCCCCGACUGGAAGCUGUGCUAUACGUAAAACAAGCUUUCAGUUGGAUGUUUGCUGCCAUCGUCCAGUUAUUUCCUCAUAAUAUAAGUGUGUAAUUAAACAGUGCUGCGUCCUAAAUGUUGUGUAACAACUUAAUAACACUGAUGCUUGUUUAUCUAUGAUGUUUUUUUGCUACUAUUCCAGUGUAGUCGUUGUAAACAUCCUACACUCAGCUGUAAUCUGCAAAUGAGGCUGGGGGGAGGGUGUUUGCUGUGACUGACUGGAGCUGCUCUGUCAUUUAGGAAUAUAACGUUACUUGACUUUAACGCGAAUAUAUUUUAAGUCGAAUAUAUUCUCUGUUUUGUGAAUGUGAUUUAUCAAAAUAAACAUUUGAAUUAAAUUAAUGUUUCUUGUUGUUAUUAAUAUUUAUUGAUUUGACUGACGCUCUUGUUGAGGUGUCGAGUUGCUAUACUAAUCCAUAACGGCCCGCGUUGGCCUUUACAUGUUGGCUUUUCUCACUUUGAUAAGGGUUUAAACAUUCUGUUCACUUUAAGAAAAAUGUCUGAAUGUCGUACAGCGAGUUUAACCUCCAAAAUCCAUCUCCAAUGAACUCCAGGCCGCAGGUGGCGCGCAUUUCUACACGGACGCUUUUUUUUCCCUUGAAGACGAAGAUCCAUCCGCCAUAUUUGUUUUCGCAGAUUCGACAGAAACCUCUGCAGAAGUAAUUUAAGUAUAAUGAAUGCGUUUAAAUUGCGCUCUGGCAAUACAAACAACGGUUAAAUCAUUUUCGAGGGCUUUUUACCUAUUGCUGGUUUAAAAAGAAUGGACACCGUGCAAGCAGAUGGUUCAUCAGUCUUCAUGUGCAAAAUAUGCAACUUGUUCUCUCCCAGUAAACCACUGCUGCUGUCUCAUGUUAAUGAGACUCACUCCAAUGAAGGAGGUGAUCCUGACACUUUUAUUAUAGCACUUAAGCCUUUAACAACUCAGGAGCCACAGAGUUCAGAAGUUGUUGUGAAAAGAAAGCGUGGAAGACCAAAAGGCUCUACUAAGAAAGUCCAACCAGAAAAGGUCCAGAAAAAACCCAAUCAGGAGAAAGAGUCCACUGAAAUUCAACCGCUGACAGUAGCUGAAGAGCCAAGUGAGGAUGGCAGUGAUCUGGAGUGCAAGAAAUGCAAUCGUGUGUUUAGCAACAGGCGACAGAUUUCCAAACACAUUUGCUUCGUAGGACUGAAAGAGGCUGCUGAUGAAGAAGAGUAUAAUGGUAAUAAUACUGAUGCAAAUAAAAUCAGUGAUGGAGAGGAGGAGAAAGAGAGGACACCAAAGAAGGCUCGAGCGAUGCGGACAGAUAAGCUGUCCAGUGCUAAGGACCCUGAAUCAGCAAGCGGCAACAAAAACCCUAUUAUUAGUGUGGUCCUUACCAGUCACGAGGCUAUGCCUGGUGCCUCUAAGAUAGUUCCUAUUGAAGCAGCUCCAGCUGAACCAUCCACCCAGACGGUUGCAGAUGCAGGUUCCCAGGAGGCAGCAAUGAAAAGGGGAUACCAGGAAUAUGCCAUUCAGCAAGCUGCUUAUGAAGCGCCCCUCAAAUCAAACAGGUUAGGACAGACGCAGCUUAAAAUCUUCACAUGUGAAUACUGCAAUAAAGUCUUCAAGUUCAAACAUUCACUGCAGGCUCACUUAAGAAUCCACACCAAUGAGAAACCAUUCAAGUGUCCGCAGUGUGACUACGCCAGCGCUAUAAAGGCCAAUCUUAGCGUUCACAUGCGGAAACACACCGGUGAGAAAUUCAGCUGUGAGCUGUGCUCAUUUAAUUGCCUCAGUAAAGGACACCUCAAAGUGCACGUAGAGCGAGUGCACAAGAAGAUCAAGCAGCACUGCCGAUUCUGCAAGAAAAAAUACUCAGACGUGAAGAACCUUCUUAAACACAUCCGUGAGACUCACGACAUGAACGACAAGAAAGUACAGGACUCCUACAAUGAGUACAGCCUCCAGACCAGGGAGGGCAAGAGACAGCUUCUGUACAACUGCCAAAUAUGUGACCGCAAGUUCAAGAACGAGCUCGAGCGCGACCGUCACAUGAUGGUUCACGGCAACAAGAGACCCUUCGGCUGCGAACUAUGUGAUCACGGCUCGACCAAAUACCAAGCCUUGCAAGCCCACAUCCGAAAGCAUCCCUUCAUCUACGUGUGUGCCAUUUGCCAGGAAAAAUUUGUCAGCUCUGUGCGACUGAGGUCGCAUCUCAGAGAGUUUCACCCGGAAUCGGAUGAACCCUCUGCGUUUGCAGACUCCAUCAACUCCAGCUUUUGCUUGCUCAAACCAGGCGAUGACAUUCAGAAGGACAUGUUGAACCAGGAUGAGCUUAAGAUCACAGAAGAGCUUUCGCAGCUUAACGCCCAGGAGCUGUUAACCACAGAAAUUACUUGCAUGGCUCAAGAGGAGCUUCAAACUCAAUGCUCUGAUAAUUUAGUAGUGGAUUCAGACCUUCUCGUACAGAACUCACAGGAUGAAAAUCCUGUUUCAGACACAUCUGCGGUAGCACAAACACAAGAAGAUGUGAUAAAUGCCCAGAGACUUCCAGAUGAUCAAAUUAAAAUAGAGUGCAGUAUGACAGAAGAUCAAAUUCAUGCUCAAGAAACUGCACCUUUGACGUCUGAAAAAGCACAAACGCACUCCGAGCAUCUAGUAUCAAAGGAUACAUUUCCUCAGACUGAGGAAGAGGCGAUUGCUCCACAAACUAUUGCCGAUGAGGACUUACUCAGUUCAGAGGAAGAAGAAAUAUCUGCUUUUAAGCGGAUUGUAGAGCAGAUGCAAAAACGACAGCUUAACAUGGAAGUGUUUGAACGAAUUCGGAAAGUGUACGGAGACCUUGAAUGUGAAUACUGCGGUAAGCUUUUCUGGUAUCAGGUGCACUACAAUACGCAUGUGCGAACGCACACGAAAGAGCACCUCCAUUAUUGUUCUCAGUGCAAUUAUUCCUCCAUCACUAAAAACUGCCUGAAGCGCCACGUCAUCCAGAGACAUUCAGACAUCCUGCUGAAGUGUCCCUCUGAUGGAUGCCAGUACUGUACACCUGACAAAUACAAGCUUCAGGCUCAUCUUAAAACCCAUUCAGACAUAGUCAAAAAAAGUUUUAUAUGCCCAGUUUGUCAAGAGUCUGUUCCUGAAGACAAAGUUAGAGCUCAUAUUAAAAGCAACCAUCCAGAUGUGUCGUUGAACUACAUCUCAGAAACGUUGGGAAUACGUGUACAUGUGAAAGGAGUGAUCGGGAAACGAGCUUCCAAAUGCCCGUACUGUGAUUGCUUCUUCACAAGGAAUGGGGCAGAUCUUCAGCAGCACAUAUGGGCUCAUGAAGGACUGAAACCAUACAAAUGUUCACAAUGUGAUUAUGCCUCAAGGAGUAAAAGCAACCUCAAAGCCCACAUGAAUAGACACAGUACUGAGAAAACACAUCUUUGUGACCUCUGUGGAAAAAAGUUCAAGUCUAAAUGCACUUUGAAAAGUCAUAAGCUCAUGCACACAGCAGAUGGAAAACAAUUCAGAUGUACUGAAUGUGACUUCACUGCUGCACUGAGACCGCAUCUCCUUCGUCACAUGGAGCAACAUGCUUCUUUCAAACCUUUCCGUUGUGCGCAGUGCCACUACUCGUGCAACAUUUCAGGUUCUCUGAAAAGACACUAUAACAAGAAACAUCCCAAUGCUCAGUACAUCAAUGCUGGAACAGGAGCGUCUACUUCCGAAACUGUGACAGAGCAAGGUGGAGUCAAAUGUCCUGUGUGCAAUUACGUUUAUGGCACUAAAUGGGAAAUGAACAGACACCUGAAGAGCAAACAUGGUCUCAAAGUGGUGGAGACUGACAGUCUGGGUCUGAAUCAGUGGGAGGUAGUGGAGUCAGUGGAGGAGCCGGCCAUGCAGUAUCUUCAUAUAGCUGAGACUGAGGAUCCACAAGGAACCGAGACUGCUGUAUCCGCUCUGCAGGACCUGCGCUUCAACACACAAAAUGGUGUGGUGUCUGCGGCAGCGGGAGACAGACUAGACCAGGCGUCUGUCAACAUCCUGCAGCAGAUCAUAGAACUGGGCUCGGAGACUCACGAUGCGACCGUGGCUUCAGUGGUUGCUAUGGCUCCUGGUACAGUUACUGUUGUAGAGCAGGUGGAGGAGGAGGAGCCACAGGCCAAUCAUGCCAUGAUGAUCCAGGAUGCACUGCAGCAGGCCACGGUGGGCCUGGGAGAAGAGCACCAUCUAGUGGUAUCUUCAGAUGACAUGGAGGGCAUCAAAACUGUCACAGUGUAUACGCAAGGAGAAGAUGCAUCCCAGUUCAUAGUCUACGUUCAAGAGGCAGUUCAGGAGGCUGUGCAAACUGAGGAGACCACCACAGUAUAGACAUAGUAAGACAAUACAUAUAGGGGUUUUAAAACUACUAGCUACUACUACUUGUCCUUUGCUAUAGUUAUUCCAGUCUGGUCUUGAACGGACUAUUGCAGCCAUACCUAUAGAUUAUAGGGAACUGUCUUGCACAAUUGUAAAUAAUCUGAAAUAAACAGUAGCAGUGAAGUGUUGUGCUGCAAAAAAUAGAUAUUUGUCCUGACUAGGGGAAUUUGCAGAAGCAAUAGGGUGUGGAGUCUUUGCAAAUAUCUUGAGACAUAAUCACAGUAGAUAAAGCCAGGUGCACAUAAAAUAGAAUCUAUUUUAGAAAUUAGAUUUUUUUAUUAUUUAGAAUUAUUUUUCCUGUGCUAUUAUUACCUGCAAGCGUAAGUAUGUAUGUAACAGAGUUACUGUGUGACUCUAGCCUCCUCCACACUUUUUAUAUAAAACUCCCAUACAGUGUAUGGCUAUCAUAGUAAAUGGAGUUAUUUAAUGGGUGGUGUU